GGAGAUUAACUGGAAUUUCCUUGGCUUGUGUUUUGAAGUAAAAAACUGAUGCGUUUGUGCAUGAUGCACAGUUGCAUACCCGACAUUGAGUUAAUUUGACCUUCAUCAGUUGCAUAGUAUGAAUGUAUGAUGCAACCAAUCGUUGACUUUGAUCUGUGCAUGAUCCAUAGCUGUUAAACUCAUGAAGUAAUACUAUUUUUCUGUGGGAGUUCAUUUUGUAUUGCAGCUUCUCAUGUUUCAUCAUACAUUCAUCUUUGCUUUUCGGCCAUUUUCCUAUGGUACUGUUCAGUGUCAUGUGGUCAUAGCACUUUUCACGGGUUGUCUAUUUUUUGUUUUCUUUUCUCUCUCUUUUUUUUUUUUGUGGUCUGACACUUUUAACUACAAACAGAUGCUUCCGAUGGAGGCGCUCCAAUGGAAGCGGAUUACUCAGACGGCUCAAUGUUUCCGAUGCCAACAAGAGAAUGAAUCGCCUGUACACGCAACAUGGAGUUGUGCGGCCUGCGUUGCGGUGUUUGAAAGGGCGACUUUUUUCUCUUCUUUGUCAUCGGGUCAGUAUCCCUCGUUUAUUUCUUUUUUUGAUCAUGCGAUGAAAACUGUGGCAGAUGAGGAGCUCCAGUUGCUUGUUAUCUUGCUUUGGAUGAACUGGCAUGAUCGAAAUAAGUCUUAUCAUCAAGAAAGUACUGAGACGCCUGAUCGUAUAUUUGAAAAUGGUGUGAGACUUUUGACUGAAUGGAAUAAUGCAAAUUUUAGAAAUGGGACAGCAAAUAGAGAUAGUGGAGUUGCUGUUAAUGGGGAUGUGGAAAGUAGGUGGAAGGCCCCAGAGGAUGGAGUUAUAAAACUAAAUUGUGAUGGAGUUGUCUCCCUUAAUGUAAAGCAAUUUGGCACGGGUUUUGUGGUAAGAAAUCAUCAAGGUUUGUUGGUGUUAGCUGGUGGUCAAAGGCUGUCCCAUCAACUUUCAAGUGUAGUGGUCAAUCUUUUGGCAAUUAAAGAGGGUCUGGAGGCCGUGAAGGAGUGUGGGGGAGGAAGAGUAGUUGUGGAGACAAAUUGUCUCCUGGCUGUGAAGGUGUUGAAUCAAAGAAACCAAUGUUUUGCUGCUGAAGGAAUAAUUGUGGAAGAGAUUCAAUCUCUGAUGUCAGAUCUUAAUGUUUAUGAGAUUCAACAUGUUCGAAAGACUGGAAAUCAAGGUGCACAUGCAGUUGCAAAGUUUGUUGCCCAGGAACAAGGGUGUUUUAAGUGGUUAGAGGUUGGGCCUUCUUGGCUCAUGUCCAUCAUUGAUAGUGAUAGGCCUUUAACUCAAGGAAGUGCUAGGGAUAUGAGUAGUGAUUGGACUUCUAAUGUGUUAGGCAUCCAUGAGGCUACGUUGGAUCAUUCCCACUAUAUGUAAUAUCUGUUCGGUAUUAAUAAAGUUGUCCUUUUAUCAAAAAAAAAAAAAACUACAAACAGAUGCUUGGCUUCGUAAAUUACUUUAUGGUGAAGGUAAGCGUCGCGGCACUAUGAAGUGGAAAAGACUACUCCCACCUCCAGAUGCAGAUCUUAGUUCUCUUCGUGAGGACCUUAUCGAUCCUCCAGGAGAGGCCGUAUAGACGUUCAUGGAUAUUGCUUGUGUUUUGAAGAAAAGAAGUGGUGCAUCUUUCUUAUAUUUCCUGGGAGACCAGUUUAUUACCCAAAUGUAUUGUUGGUUAAUGUAACAUCAAUAUUCUGACGAUUUCGAAUUAUUGUGACAAAAUAUGUGAAGAUAAUAUUGUUA
Molecule: messenger RNA, 1747 nt
Organism: Rosa rugosa (rugosa rose)
Lineage: Eukaryota; Viridiplantae; Streptophyta; Magnoliopsida; Rosales; Rosaceae
Exons: 3
Coding region: 233-1384 (383 amino acids)
Molecular function (GO): nucleic acid binding; RNA-DNA hybrid ribonuclease activity
Source: RefSeq, a predicted model, not a curated record